CAGCCAUCCAUCUCCAGUAAAUCAUCGGAGUCUGGAUCAAGUAUGGCUGGCAAAGUGUUAAAUCUGCCCGCACCCACAGCUGAAAAUAUUCGUGUAUUGAGAGACCAGGCCCGGGCACACAAUGAUCCAGACCAGCUUUUAGCAUUUGCAUUGUAUCUGAUAGAUACUGUGUCUCAAAUUACCAUUGACGAACAAGACACUAAACAAGGCGCCAAGACUCGAGAACGAAUGGUCCUCGAAGCUCAAAAAAUCAUCAAGAAAUUGGCAACCCAAGGCUUAGGAAUUGGCAAAACUGCAUACCCUGAAGCACAAUUUUACCUCGCAAACUGUUAUGGGAGCGGAUCUAUUGGGUUGCCAGUAGACUAUGAUAGAGCAUUUUCUCUAUAUUUACAAGCAUCCAAACAAAAUCAUCCACCGGCAACCUAUCGCACCGCCGUCUGUUAUGAAAUUGGUGCUGGUACCCGUCGAGAUUACAAUCAUGCUAUGCAAUUUUAUCGAAAGGCAGCAAAUCUUUCAUACACCAUCGCGAUGUACAAGCUUGGCAUGAUAUUACUGAAAGGUCAUCUAAAUCAGGCUAAGAAUCCUCGCGAGGGCAUAUUUUGGCUCAAGAGAUCAGCUGCCGCUGCUACUGAAGACACCCCACAUGCUUUACAUGAGCUUGGAUUGGUGUAUGAAAAAGACGUCAGCUCAACUGUUAUCGCAGACGAGCGAUAUAGUUUCGAGUUGUUUUCCAAAGCCGCACAUCUAGGAUACGCACCCUCCCAGUGUAAGUUGGGAACAUGCUACGAAUAUGGCUUACUACAAUGCCAGGUUGAUGCCUCAUUAUCAGUGCUCUGGUAUAGAAAAGCAGCCGAUCAAGGUAUCACAGAAGCAGAGCUAGCUGUUUCAGGUUGGUACCUGACAGGAUCUGAAGGUGUCAUUGAACAGAGUGACCAUCAAGCAUAUUUAUGGGCUCGAAGAGCAGCAGACAAAGGAGAACCUAUGGGAGAGUUUACAGUUGGCUAUUAUACGGAAAUCGGGAUUGGUAUUACCGCCGAUGUGGAGGAAGCCAAGCGCUGGUAUAUGCUAGCCAUGUCCCGAGGUAACCAAAAGGCUGUGGAUAGAUUAAAAGAGCUCAAGAGAAUAGCUGCAGGUCGAUCACAAGUAGAGAGUAGCGUAGAACAGAAGAGUUGUGUAAUAAUGUGAACCAUUUUUUUUUAUCAUUUUGUUUUUGUCCAUAAACAUAAAGCAUCAAUACGUUCAUUUAUGUUGUAACAGCCUGAAGGUUGUUUGAAUGCACAAAGUCAUGGUGAUUGUUUUUUUUUUUUUUCGUUUGUUUUAAUAGCCAGAAGAAGAAGGGUAUAUCGCCAUUGCCUGCGAAAAAGAUCACAGUUUGGUAACGAAGCAAUCAUAAGAUGGAAUGCAUCUAAAUUACAAAGGCAGAACAUCUUGCUACGGUACAAUCUUGUAACAGAUAUUUGAAUUCAUCUGAUCAAGAAAU
Molecule: messenger RNA, 1480 nt
Organism: Umbelopsis ramanniana AG
Lineage: Eukaryota; Fungi; Mucoromycota; Umbelopsidomycetes; Umbelopsidales; Umbelopsidaceae
Exons: 1
Coding region: 43-1185 (380 amino acids)
Molecular function (GO): protein binding
Source: RefSeq, a predicted model, not a curated record